Molecule: messenger RNA, 2925 nt
Organism: Pocillopora verrucosa
Lineage: Eukaryota; Metazoa; Cnidaria; Anthozoa; Scleractinia; Pocilloporidae
Source: RefSeq, a predicted model, not a curated record
GUCUACUGACCCAACGUGCUCUUACAUGAGGCGAGUUCGCAUCGCGUUGAAGCCGUUAGAAUGUGAGAAAAAACGUUUGGAUGAAACGGUAUAACGCCAUUUCGUCAAGAAGAAAACAGAGGCUUUUGCACUGGGCCUGGACCAAGGACGCAAUCAUUGCUGCUAAACAGCGAAUAGUUUUGUUUAAAAAAACUGCGAGGAUAUGACAAAAUCGUUGGUAUAUUUGAGGCGACAUAAACUAAAACUAUUGAUGUUAUUGCUAUUAUGCUCGAUUGUUUGCCAUCUUCUAAUUUUGGGAUUCAGCAGUGCCAACAACUCAAACUCUGUGCUUUUACAAACGUUCAGUCUCACCAGACUGGACAAACGCAAAGGAACUUCAGAUAGUGUGGCUUCUGAUUAUGUGAAUGAUCUUCGCAGUAGUGUGGCUUCUGAUUAUGUGAAUGGUCUUCGUAGUUGGGUGGCUUCUUUAAAAGCCUUGUUAUACACUGGAGAAUGGCAAAAUUCAUUUUCUUUCAUCUACUCGAACGGUGGAUCAAGCCCAGCAGGCGUGACGGAUGAAAAUAAUCGCUACGUGAUGGUUCUACCUUUUUCAAAAACAGAGGAGAAGGCUUUUAACGAUUUGGCCGAAGACGAUAAACUCUCCCUUUUGAAGCUGUAUGAAUUUCUCGAUGUGAUGGUCGAUUUCGACGGCGCAACAUGUUUACAGCCGUCAACUGAACACAAACGAGCGGAUCACGAGUUGCACCAGGAAAAACUAUAUAAUCAAAUGAAGGAUUCGCUGGAAUCGUCCUGGUGUCGAUUUAUUACAAAGAAAUGGAGCCUUCAUAUAAAGAAUACAGGCCCGGUGCUAAAUACACGUCUCGAAAGAAAAACGUCAACAAAUGGAUCCUCUUCAAACAAAUUUUCGUUUCCGGACUUAGCGAACGGCAUACUGAUUGUGUACCAAGUUUGUAACGUUGCACAAGGUCCUUUCGUGAUGAGAGGUGACGUGUUUCAUCGCUAUGGAGGAUUGCUUAACGGAUUUGGUAGAAUGGCUUUGUUAGAAUUUUUUGUUCGAUCUAAAGGCGAGCUAAAGAUAGCGAAACUUUCAAAUUGCAGUUGGACACAUGAGAUAGCGCGCGUGGAUCGUGGAACAUUAGAGGGUUCAAACGAUGUCCCGGAGUACGCCGCUUUUGGAAAUAAAUUCAAUAUUCUUCGCAUCGUCACAAACAAUCGAAUUGAAUGGACAACGUGUGUGUCAAACUGGAAAUUAUGCCCGGAGAAACCCUAUGUAAAGCCAACAGAGCUGUCCAGCGUGGCAGCACCGAUUUGUUGCGGGAUCGUCUUAUUUCAAAUGCUGAAAGAUAUAACAUGGGCACUGACCCAACUUGGUGUAGAUUAUCGGGUUAUUUAUGGUACUCUGUUAGGUGCAGUUAGAAGUCAGACUGUUAUACCUUGGACGUGUGAUGUUGAUAUCGCGCUUACGAAGGUUGACUACGGUAAUUCUUCGACCUAUUCAUCUAUUGCAGAACUUUUAAGGACAAAGGGCAGCCAUUAUUAUUUAGGGAUAUCUUAUAUGGGUAUACCAAGAGCCCAUAUGCUGAUGGCACCUUAUAUAGAGGUUGACACAGCUUCCCUUUUUGAUGGCCCUGAUGAUUUAGAAGGUAGUAAUUUAUUGUUUAGCAGCGAUAUUGAGCAAGCCGUACAGGGUAUGCUGCCUGUUUCAUCAGGCUGGAGAGAACGUCGUUACGUCGACUUUUAUAUUUCCCCUUCCGUUUGGUUGAACGGAUCCGCUUUUGCUACCAUUAACAAUGAACAAUUUGUUACUCUGAAGGACAUUGACUAUGAGUUAACUAAUUGGUAUGGCAAAGGUUAUCUUCAACCAGCUCAUGGAGGAGAAUGGUUUGGUUGCUCAGACUAACAAACUUUCUGACCGCAAGUGUUGCAAAGUUUUGCUCCCUCCUAAUUUAGACAAAUGCCAUUUCUCACUUUUUCAUUUGUCACAGCUCACAAGAGUGUCAAUUUUUCCCCCUAGAUAUGAUAGCCUGUACAUUAAGCAGCCGAAUAAAACGGGUGCGCAGUAAAACAGACCCACACUCGCUCGUGGGAAGUUCGCUUUCUCCGACGCGCGUGUUAACGCAUAUCGUCUCUUAUGUAGAUUAAUUUAUCUGCCUUGCAAUCUGCCACGUUUCAGGUUCGCUGCAGGUUUUGUCUUUGGUAACAAUCUCUGGCAGGCAGGUGCCCUUUCUAGCAAUACGAAUUUUUCUUUGAUUGUGGCAAUUUUCUGUUUCGUCUCCUCUUAGUUGGGUAUUUCUUGCUCACGAUUUCGUUAUGAGUUUCGUUUUGCAUGACUGUUUAUAGGAACAAUAUAAUUUGUACAUGAAUAUGGAAGCGAUCUUCGCAGUUAUUAACACUACUUGUAGUGAAAUAAGGCUCGAAAAAAAAUUCAGGCCAGUACGGGAUUUGAACCGUUAAUAAAAUUCGGUUUUAUCAACGAAGUCGAUAUAUGUGAAUUGACCAACGAAAAGAGUUUCUAAAGUUGACGUUUCAAAUAUUAAGUCCGUUACUGAGCGCUUCGCAAAUGACUAAGGGAUAACGCUCGAAACUUCAGCUUUAGAUACCUUUUUACGGUGGCCAAUUUUUCUUAUUAACGCAGUUGAUAAAACCAAACCGUUUUGUUUCAACCGCCAGCUUCACCGAUUAAAUAUUUUAUUCAUUACGUUUAUAGGAACAUUUUAAAACAAAGCAUUUCUGAAUAUUUGUUCAAGUGUCGUCAGGUGUAGAAUCAGGGACUGCUAAACGAAACGCAAUGUAAAUUUAAAUAAAAUUGAAAGGCUUAAUUAGGAUUAAAUAUUUUAUUCAUUACGUUUAUAGGAACAUUUUAAAACAAAGCAUUUCUGAAUAUUUGUUCAAGUGUCGUCAGGUGUAGAAUCAGGGACUGCUAAA